This is a messenger RNA of Symbiodinium sp. CCMP2592, 1344 nucleotides long. The record is from the annotation of a GenBank genome assembly. Lineage: Eukaryota; Dinophyceae; Suessiales; Symbiodiniaceae.
AUGGCAGCCGCGAGCGACGGCGAUGAAAUGAUGGCGGAUGCCGAUGACGGAUUCCAAACCGACGAUCGUGAUGCGUGGAAUCGACUCAGUGGCAUUGCACUUGCCUGGUCGCUGGCCAUUUCCGUGGCCUUAGCAGCCCACUGCUCGCAGGGGGAUCGGCGCCAGGACAAGCGGCUGCGACUUCAGCAGUUUCAAGGUUGGCAGUUUCUGAUGUGCUGCAUAAUCAUCUGGCACCAUUACUGCAACCCUAGUAUCUUCUCGCAAGUGGCAUAUUGCUCCGUGACGUUCUUCGUCUUCUUUUCGGGCGUCGUGACGCAGUACGCAUAUGCAGACAAGAUGUCUGGUGUCAAAGCACACCUGCUUGCGUUUUACUUGCGACGAAUCGCUCGAGUUCUUCCGAUGUAUUACGGAAUUCACUUCCUGGUGUUGGUUUUGUCGGGCAAAUCCCUGGCGACCGACUUUCAGGACUCGGUCUUGAUGAUCUGCACUUGGCACGGGUCUUCUCCUGCCACAAAUUUUCCUGCAUGGACGGUCUGCGCGCUGGUGUGGUGCUGGUUGUUUGCUCCACUCUCUUCCCGCCUCCUGCGCUGCAUGCGACAGCGUUACGGAAGCAGCGCGCACUACCCGAUGGCUCUUUGGAGCUGUUUGAUGGCGCUCGGCUUCUGCGAUGAAGUGUGGGCUCGCCUUGCAGGUCGACACACACGGCUUGCCUCAAGUUGGGGGAUCGCCAGCUGCUGCGCCGAGCCAAGGGAAUACCGACAAAAUGAAUACAUGGACCUGGACUACUGGUUCUAUGAGACAAGGCACAACGUCUUCAUAUUCUGCUUGGGUAUGGGCGUGGCAGAGUUGGCCCUGCACCUGCCCGAUGCACCGCACAUGGCAUGGUUUUGGCCCAUCUGCUGCGACGUGACCUUGCUUAUGACCCUGGCACUGACGGCCUCCUGGAAGCAUGGCUGGCCUACCUGGGGCAGCAGCUAUUGGAGUGGCUCUUUCGCACCGGUGACCGUUUGGGUUCUGACGUCAACCCUGGGUCACCAAUCGCUUUUGAAUCGAAUCUGCAGUCAUCGAAUUCUGCACAACUUGGGGGAGUAUUCCAUGCAGAUCUACCUGCUUGCAAACCCCCUCCACGACUUGCUGCCAGUCGAAAUAGAGCCGAUCCUGCUUUAUGCCGUCAUUGUUACGAUCUCGGUGGCCGUUGCCGAUGUCGCCGAGAGACGGUGGUCAGAGUUCCUGAAGAAAGCUACAGACAAGCUCCAGCAUGGUGCUGCAGGUCCAAGCCAAGGCCUCGAGGACGGCAUUCUCCUAGCCCGGGGCGCUCCGGGGCUCUUAGAGAGCGCAAAGUGA